AUGUCUCUGCCUUUUGUCGUGAACAACACGGCCAAGACGCCGCUGGGCCGCUACCGGCUGCUGUCGCCCACGGCGUCGGUGCGUGUCAGUCCGCUGUGUCUCGGCGCCAUGAACUUUGGCGAUGCCUGGAAGGACUACAUGGGCGCCUGCGACCAGAAGAACACCGAGGAGAUUCUCGACUUUUUCUACGAGAGCGGCGGAAACUUUAUCGACACGGCCAACAACUACCAGAACGAGGAGUCGGAAAAGUGGAUUGGAGAGUGGAUGAAGAAGCGUGGAAACCGGGACCAGCUGGUGCUGGCGACCAAGUACACGGCCUGCUUCCGGCCAGGCCGCACCGACGAGAUCACGGCCAACUACGCGGGCAACAGCACCAAGAGCCUGCACGUGUCGGUCAACGCGAGCCUGCGGAAGCUGCAGACGGACUACCUCGAUCUGCUUUACGUCCACUGGUGGGACUACUCGACGAGCAUCCCUGAGCUGAUGCAGUCGCUCAACCAGCUGGUCGCAUCCGGCAAGGUGCUCUACCUCGGCAUCUCGGACACGCCGGCCUGGGUGGUCAGCAAGGCCAACGAGUACGCGCGCAACCACGGUCUGCGCCCGUUCAGCGUGUACCAGGGCCGCUGGUCGGCGGCCUCGCGCGACUUUGAGCGCGAGAUCCUGCCCAUGGCCCGCGACGAGGGCAUGGCCCUGGCUCCCUGGGGUGCUCUCGGCGGUGGCGCCUUCAAGACGGAGGAGCAGCGUCAGGCUCAGCAGGGCCGCGCCUCGCCGGCAUCGCCCGAGCAGGUGGCCAUCAGCCGCGUUCUCGAGACCGUGGCCACACGUCACGAUAGCCUCUUGACCAGCGUUGCCCUGGCCUAUGUCCUGCACAAGAGCCCGUACGUGUUCCCGAUCGUGGGUGGCCGCACGGUCAACCACCUGCGCGGCAAUAUCGAGGCCCUCCGGCUGCGCCUCAGCGACGACGACAUUGCCGAGAUCGAGGCUGCCGUGCCGUUCGACAAGGGCUUUCCCCACAACUUUCUCUGGACCGCCAAGGGCAACCAACACCCCCAGGACACCUGGCUGACCAGCGUCGGCGGCGUCUACGACUACGUCCCCAUGCCGAAGCCCAUCACCAUCCCCGACGAGCCGGCUGCAAAGGCCGAGUAG
Molecule: messenger RNA, 1149 nt
Organism: Grosmannia clavigera kw1407
Lineage: Eukaryota; Fungi; Ascomycota; Sordariomycetes; Ophiostomatales; Ophiostomataceae
Product: norsolorinic acid reductase
Exons: 5
Coding region: 1-1149 (382 amino acids)
Source: RefSeq, a predicted model, not a curated record